Messenger RNA from Phasianus colchicus (ring-necked pheasant), 1019 nucleotides. RefSeq names its product required for excision 1-B domain containing (gene REX1BD). NCBI's taxonomy places the organism in Eukaryota, Metazoa, Chordata, Aves, Galliformes, Phasianidae. The record is from RefSeq and is a predicted model, not a curated record.
GUGCUCGGGGUGGGACUGAAGGCUCUCUUGGCGGGAGAGGGGGACCGAGGCGCUGCCCGACGAUGCCUGCAGGUGGCGGCGGUGCCGCGUUGUGCCGUGCUCCGCCCCCGCCGGGCCUGCGCGCUCCGCUCCGGGAGCGGCCCCGGCCAUGACCGACGAGGCGCUGCGGGCGCUGCUUCAGCGCUUCUACGCUCUGCAGGGGGAGCGCGUGGAGACGUACCGGCUGUUCGAGGAAGGUCACCGCGCAUACCUGAGCAGCGCCCCGCACUACGACUUUCCUCGCUACCGGCAGUUGGUGCACGAGGUGACGGCGGCCUUCAGCGGCAUCUCCCGCGAGGUGCUGCAGCUCCAGGGCCGCCUGCGGGGUGAACUCGGCCGCCCCGACCUCGCCCAGCACCUCACCCGCCUCCAGGAGCGCGAGCAGGAAAAGCUGCAGCUGACAGCACAGCUCCAGCUGGCCCGGCAGCGGGCGCAGGAUGAGCCCGGCGUGGACACCCAUCAGCAGGAGGUGCAGGAGCUCAAGCACAGGCUAAUUAAAACCAUCGAGGCAAUCAGCGAAAUUCUCCAAGACCUCAAGUACGAUUCGGAAGAAGCCGAGUGAUGGGCGUCCCCGUGGGAAUGGCUGAAGGGGCCGGACAGCAGAGCACUGCGGGGCCCCCUGCCCCACUCCCACCCCCAGCGAGGUGGGCACCUGCCCCCCCAACUUGGCCCCAUCCCUCCGUGGGGGAGCCUCCCCCCACAUCCUGAGCAUCCCUCAGCAGGUGGGUGCACAUGGGGCAGACCUGUUCCCACUCUCUGCUGAGCACAGUGGGGCUUGGAACCAGGGGACCCUUUUCUGAGCCCCCUGGGUGCCUGGGGGUCCCCAUGGGGACAGACACUGCCAUUGCUGCCCCAGGUCCUGGGGACAUCCUCUGCCCUGCAGACACUGGGGGCUGGCGCUGAGGAUGGAGACAGCACCCAGCCCACACCUUUUGUGGUCACCUUCAAUAAAAACAUCCCCUGAGCCGUGUGGUCUAUAG